Molecule: messenger RNA, 3177 nt
Organism: Paramecium primaurelia
Lineage: Eukaryota; Ciliophora; Oligohymenophorea; Peniculida; Parameciidae
Source: the annotation of a GenBank genome assembly
AUGAACUCAAAAAAUGACCAAGAAAAGCAAGGCUAAGAUGAACAAGGGAUGGGAGAAGUAUUUGUACCAGCUUAGGUUGUGAAAAACUUUAAUCAAAUGGUUGCUGAACCUCAUCCUGUAUUUUCACUAUUUAUAAUAGCUACAGUUACCAUCUGAUAGAUCAAUUAAGCCUACUUAAGAAAAUAAUGGGCAAAAUUAAGUACCUCUAGUAAAUAGAUUAAUAUAUGUAGUUAACUGAUAAAUAGCAAGCUUAACCAUUAAUUAAAAAAGCUGAUCCUGGUUCUGAAUAAACAAAAAAGAAUCUUAAACCUCUACAUGGUUCUGUUCAUAAUAGUUAAGAUGAUGUCUCCAUUAAAAGUUCUGGAGGAAAUAAAUCUCCUCAUUAAUGUACAUGUGUGAUAUAAUAAAUCAGAAACCUCAUAGAAACGCAUUAAAAGAAUGAAUAGCAGAGUCAAGAGUCGACAUUCUCAAUAAAAGCAACAAUCAGAAUUUUCAAAAAGUAUAUUGAAAAUCACAGAAAACACGUUAUUCUCAAUAAUAAUGGCAAUUGUCACUAUUUAUGCAUUAUUUGGAGAUGAUAUUAGGAUAUUAUCAGUAGAUAAGUAGGGAGAUGAUGUAUUCUUUGUUUUAACUGUGAUAUGCAUGGUUGCAUUUAUUAUUGAAAUUUCACUUACAAGUAUUGCUAAACCAGACUACAUUUUGAAUGUAAAUAUAAAAGUCAAUUUUUAGUUUUAUUUUAUUUUAGAUGUUAUAUCAACAUUAACAAUGAUAUUAGAUUUAGGUUGGAUAACAGAUACCUGGUAUUCUGGAGAUUUAACAAGUGCAUCACAAAUUAAAUCUAUUGGAACUGCAUCUAGAGCAGCAAGAAAGGCAGCAAGAGUUAUUAGAGUAAUAAGACUUGUUAGAUUGGUUAAAUUAUACAAGCAUGCACGAUAGUAAAUGGAAAGAGAAUAAUAAAGAAAAUUACUUUAAGAUUUAAUAAGAUAAGCUUAAAGUAAGAGUUAAGAUUAAUAAUAAUAAUAAUAAUAAUAAUAAUAAUAAUAAUAAUCAAAUUUAUAAAUUUAAUAAAUUUUACCUUAAAAUGAUGAAUUAAGAAAUUCUUAACAUGAUAUUGAAGCUGCUAAGACUCCAGAUAAAAACUCUAAUAGUUAAAUAAAAUCUUCUUAAAUCUCCUCUUAAUCAGAAAACUAAAUAAAAGAAUCUAUUGUAGGUGCUUAAUUAUCAGAUCUAGUUAUGCGAAGAGUGAUUACUAUUAUUUUAGCCAUUCUAAUAAGUAUUCCUGUUCUUUCCUUAGAUACCUAUUAAGAAACAAUUAGUAGUUAUGAUUCAGGAAUUUAUAGAAUCUAUUAAUUUAAAGAUAAGCCAGAUAUAAUGAAAUCUCUUUUGUAUUAAUACGCUCAGUUCCAUGUAGGAGAAAUUUACCCAAUUUAUAGUGUUGAUGUUAAUUUAAAAGGGGAUGAUAAUACAAAUCUUGAUGAGUGGAAUUAUAAUACGAAUCCUGAUAUUUUUGAAGUUCCUACAUAUGCAACUAAAGAAUAGUAUAGAUUUUCAGAUUUACAAUAUUAUGUAAAAUCUGAUGGAUCAAAUCUGUAGUCAUAUGCAGCAGCUGACAUGGUUGUUUAUAAUCAAACUAAUGCUAUCUUAUCAAUAUUUUAAACAGUCUUUGUUUGUAUUGUUUUAGCAGUGUCUGCUUUGAUGUUCAAUAAAGAUGUAUCUGAUUUAGUGAUAGAUCCAAUAGAAGCAAUGAUGUAGAAAAUAGAAAUGAUAGCAGCAAAUCCACUUGAAGCUGUUAAUAUAGAAGAAUAAGAAGAUUUAAUUAUGGAAGAAUUAGAAAAAUCUUAGGAUGUAGAGAAAUUAAAAUAGAAAGAGAUUGAAAAACAUAUGGAAACAUAUGUUCUAUAAAGAUUAAUUAUGAAAGUUGGUGCUUUGUUAGCUGUUGGUUUUGGUGAAGCAGGUUCUGAGAUUAUAGCUGAAAAUAUUAAAAAGGGAGGUGGUGUUGAUCCUAUGAUUCCUGGUAAAAAGAUAUUGGCAAUUUUUGGAUUUUGUGAUAUUAGAAAUUUUACUGAUGUAAAUAAAUAAUUUAUAAUAUAGGCCACCGAAGUAUUGUAAUAAGGAGUUAUGCUUUUUGUGAAUGAAAUUGCUGAGAUUGUUCAUUCAACUGUUGAUUCUAUGAGUGGAUCUUCUAAUAAAAAUAUUGGUGAUGCUUUCUUGCUUGUUUGGAAAUAUUCUCCUAAUGAUUAUCAUCCUGAUCCAGAUAACCCUAAAAAUUUAAAAUUAAAAACAGACAGAUAUAUCAAAUAAAAAGGAGAUAUGGCUGUGAUGGCAUUUCUCAAGAUUAUCACAGCUAUCUCUAUCUCCAAAAAGUUAGAAAAGUAUAAGAAACAUGAAGGACUUAAUGCUAGAAUGAAAGAUUACUCUGUUAAAAUGGGUUUUGGAUUACAUAUGGGCUGGGGAAUUGAAGGAGCUAUUGGUUCUGGAUUUAAAAUUGAUGCUUCAUAUCUCAGUCCUAAUGUUAAUAUGGCAUCAAGAUUAGAAGCUGCAACUAAAUAAUUUGGAUCACUUAUUCUCGUUAGUGGUAUUCUAAAGUAAUAUUUGACUGAGGAAUGUUAAAAAUAGAUGAGAAUGAUAGAUAUUGUUACUGUAAAAGGUAGUAUUGUUCCUUUAGGUAUGAUUUAUAUUUAUUUUUAAGAAUUACAUACAGUGGAUAUGUCUAUCAAAAAUUUAUAAUCUAAAAUCAAUACUCUAAGAGAUAAAUUUGAUGUUUCUUAAAUGUCUUAAAAAGAAUCAAAGAAAUUUAGAGUUGUGAAUAGAUUUAGGAGAGAUUAAUAGAUGAAACAAGUAAUGAAUAAUUAAAUUAAUAUUACUGAUCUCUUUGAAAAGGAUGAUGAAUUGUCAGCUGCUAGAGAACCAUAUACUUAAGUAAAAAUAUUCAUAUAUAUUUAUAAUAGUAAUUUUAUGAGAUUUGGAAAUAAGGAUUUGAUUAAUAUAUUAAAGGAAAUUGGGGUGAAGCAUAAUCAAUAUUUUAAAAGACUUUAGUAAAUAAAAUGAUUUAUAAUUUAGAUUAUGAUACCUGAACAUAAGGAUGGACCAUCAAAUACUCUUUUAGAGGUUAUUCAUUCUUGUGGUGGAAAAGCUCCAAAAGAUUGGAAAGGUUUUAGAGAGCUUACAGAAAAAUGA